GAAGAAGCAUAAGUUUCAGGGACGGACCUUGUGUGCUCUCUCUCCAUGGUUUCCUACGGCACUGCAUCUUUCCUUACACAAGCUGAUGCGUUGUUGAGGAAGAACCUGAUCUACCAGAGAAGAAACAUCAAGCAGAACAUCAUUUUGACCAUCUACCCGGUAUUCCUCUGCUUGUUAAUCAUCUCCAUCCAAUCAGUUGUGAACAAUGAACUGGACAAGCCCAGAUACCAUUGUGGCUGCAAAUGUAUCGAUGCAAAUGGAUCGGGGACAUGUCGCGAUGUAUGUGGAGUGCAGUUCUCAACUUCCAUUCAGGCAAUUGCUUGCCCAGUACCAAGACCCCAGGAGUGGCCUGCUCUAGUGCAGGUGCCCAGUGCUAAAUAUAGAGCAGUAAGGGCAGCCUCCCACAACUUUCGGGGCUUACCUGAUGGCUCCUGCUUCAAGGAUCUCUCUUGCGCAGCAACAUCACUCUUCACUGGACAAAAUGAAUCCAUUGCAAAAAGUCUAGUGAAGAGGAUACUCUUAAAUUCAAUUCCAGAGAACAAGGAAGAUAUUUCAAGCUUUGUUUCUGUAGCUUAUCUUGGAACAAACAGCAUUCCUGGUCCAGACAACUAUGUAGAGCGCGGUCUACUCUCUCAAUCCCCUGUGCACCUUAUUUUACCUCUCUGCUCAGUAAAGUUUAACCUAACAGUUCCAGUAACUAUAGGUGAUGUUCAAAAUAAAAAAGGCAGGUAGCAUUACUUGGGAGAAUUAAUGAAACGAAAUUGGAAGAACCAUAAUAUUAGUUUCUUUCUUCGCAGAGGUCAACUGCAUAAAAAACCUAUAUCUUUGGCGUGAAAAUUCAUCCAUCAUCAACGAAGAAUUAUUUCAAGGUUAUCGGAAA
Molecule: messenger RNA, 880 nt
Organism: Musa acuminata AAA Group (dessert banana)
Lineage: Eukaryota; Viridiplantae; Streptophyta; Magnoliopsida; Zingiberales; Musaceae
Product: ABC transporter A family member 3-like
Exons: 4
Coding region: 46-732 (228 amino acids)
Source: RefSeq, a predicted model, not a curated record